Molecule: messenger RNA, 2871 nt
Organism: Ahaetulla prasina
Lineage: Eukaryota; Metazoa; Chordata; Lepidosauria; Squamata; Colubridae
Gene: ANAPC7
Product: anaphase promoting complex subunit 7
Exons: 11
Coding region: 69-1766 (565 amino acids)
Biological process (GO): cell division
Molecular function (GO): protein binding
Source: RefSeq, a predicted model, not a curated record
CCGUGGGGAGGCGCCAUUUUAGACUCUUUCGGCCGAUUUCGUCGCUGCCGGUUCGCUUCUCCGCCGCCAUGAGCGUCGUGGAUCAUGUGCGGGAGAUGGCGGCCGCCGGGCUCCACUCCAACGUGCGGCUGCUCAGCGGCCUCCUGCUCACCAUGAGCGGCAACAACCCGGAGCUCUUCUCCCCCUCGCAGAAGUACCAGCUGCUGGUCUACCACGCCGACUCCCUCUUCCACGACAAAGAAUACCGCAACGCCGUCAGCAAGUACACCAUGGCUCUCCAGCAGAAGAAGGCCCUGAGCAAGACCUCCAAAGUCCGGCCCUCCACCGGCAGCGCGGCCUCCACUCCCCAGAGCCAGUGUCUGCCUUCUGAAAUCGAAGUGAAAUACAAAAUGGCCGAAUGCUACACCAUGUUAAAGCAAGACAAAGAUGCCAUUGCCGUCCUUGAUGGUAUCCCUUCCAGACAGAGGACCCCCAAGAUUAACAUGAUGCUGGCCAGUUUGUACAAGAAGACGGGCCAAGAACGUUCCUCGGUGACCAGUUACAAGGAGGUUCUGAGGCAGUGCCCGCUGGCUCUCGAUGCCAUUCUAGGCUUGUUGUCGCUCUCGGUGAAGGGCGCAGAAGUGGCUUCCUUGACCAUGAAUGUGAUUCAGAGCAUUCCGAACCUAGACUGGCUUUCGGUGUGGAUCAAAGCAUACGCGUUUGUGCACACGGGCGAUAACACCAGAGCCAUCAACACAAUCUGCUCACUGGAGAAAAAAUCACUCCUGAGAGACAAUGUGGAUAUAUUGGGCAGUUUAGCAGACCUGUAUUUCAGAGCCGGGGACAACAAGAACGCCAUCCUAAAAUUCGAACAGGCCCAAAUGUUGGAUCCAUAUUUAAUCAAAGGAAUGGAUGUCUACGGUUAUUUACUGGCUCGGGAGGGUCGACUCGAGGAUGUGGAGAACCUUGGAUGCCGGCUGUUCAACAUCUCUGACCAGCACGCCGAGCCUUGGGUUGUCUCAGGCUGCCACAGCUUCUACAGCAAGCGCUACUCGCGGGCCUUGUACCUGGGAGCCAAAGCCAUCCAGUUGAACAGUAACAGCGUCCAGGCCCUGCUGUUGAAAGGGGCCGCCCUACGGAACAUGGGCAGAGUGCAGGAGGCCAUCAUCCACUUCCGCGAAGCAAUCCGGCUCGCCCCGUGCAGGCUGGACUGCUACGAAGGUCUCAUCGAGUGCUACCUGGCCUCCAACGGGCUCCGUGAGGCCACCGUGAUGGCCAACAACGUCUACAAGACCCUGGGCGCCAACGCUCAGACGCUGACGCUCCUGGCCACCGUCUGCCUGGAGGAUCCCGUGGCCCAAGAGAAGGCCAAGACCUUGCUGGACAAGGCCCUGAUGCAACGCCCCGAUUACAUCAAAGCCGUGGUCAAGAAGGCCGAACUGCUCAGCCGAGAACAGAAGUACGACGACGGAAUCGCUCUGCUCCGCAACGCCUUGGCCAACCAGAGCGACUGCAUCCUCCAUCGGAUGUUGGGCGACUUCCUGGUGGCAGUCAAUGAAUACCAGGAAGCCAUGGACCAGUACAGUAUCGCUUUGAGCUUGGAUCCCAACGACCAGAAGUCCCUGGAAGGCAUGCAGAAAAUGGAGAAGGAAGAGAGCCCUACCGACGCCACCCAGGAAGAGGAUGUGGACGACAUGGAAGGCAGCGGAGAGGAAGGGGAUCUCGAAGGCAGUGACAGCGAGGCGGCCCUGUGGGUCGAUCAGGAGCAGUGGUUCCGUGGGCAGUGAGGCAGCCGUGGACGCCCAACGCAGCACUUACCACGCAAGGGGCGUCGGGUAUCCUCACCUUCCUUGGCAAGGACAGGAAUGUGGAUUGAGGGACACAUAUCCGAGGCCCGGACCCAUGAAAAAAGAAGAAUAUUCGGCUAUUUAUGGACUGCAAAGGCUGAGCGGCUUGUGUUUUAAGGGGUGGGGAGCGAAGAGGUUCGGGCCUCCCAACUGUAAUUUCAAGUCCUUUCUAAAAUUAGACCCCCUUUCAAAGGAAUUUUUAAGUCUUUUUCCGAACCUGCCUUCCUUUGGAAAUCAUUGCAAAAGUCAUUUACGCUUUAUCCCCAGCGGCGUUAGAAGCGAGAAGCUAUUCUUUCCUUUGAUGGGAGAGAGCCUUUAGAGGCCCAAAACGCCUCCAGGAACUGGCAAGAGGGAAUUUGGAGGGGGGAGGGGGUUUGAAAGGGGGGAGGGGGAAAAUAAGCUUUUUUCCAGCUUUCCCCCCCCCCCUCCUCCCAACUCCUGGGUUUUGAGUGCGAGGUUUAGCGUGCAUGCUUUUUUUUUGAAAACGGAAGCGUGCCACUUCAGGAUACCGAUAGACAAAACGGCUGUCGGAAGUACAUCCAGAGAAUUCAAGGGUUUUUGUGUGUGUGUGUGUGUGGCUUUUUUAUACAAAGCUUAAUGCGUGAGUGACUUUCCUUUUUGGAUAUUGUGGAUAUUAGAUGGAGCGAGAUGGAGCGCCGCCAAACAAAGAACAGCCGCGCCAAGGCGUAAUCCCAAUUAGUCUUGAUUAAGCUUUAUCCCUUCCCUAGAAAAAGGAGUAUUAAAAAUGGAUUUUUUUCCUCCCCAAUUUUCUGCUUCAGAUUCCGAUUUGGCUCCCGUUAAAUAACUCAGUUUGGCCACAGGUUACGCUGGGCCCGUCCCGUCGCUCGCGUGCGAAUGGCGUUCAGAGUUUUCGCAAAGGAAUGGGUCUUUCAUCCGAGUCCCCAAAAUUCUCUUUUCUGCACCCCCUCAGAACUUUUAUUUCUUGGUUAUGUUUAGGGGGUGCUUCUCGCACGUACCUUUGUUGUAAUAUUUCACCGUUUCUUGAGACUAAAUGGGUACUGUUGAAAUAAACUGCCUUCAUCCA